AUGAUCGCAGCGAUAUCCGGAUGUACCAGUCGCAAGGACAGACGCUCGACAACGGAACUCGCCGCAACAUACGCCGCUCUUAUCCUUGCCGAUGAAGGCAUUGAGAUCACCUCCGACAAAAUUCUCGCGUUGACAACCGCUGCGUCAGUCGAAAUCGAGCCGAUUUGGGCAACCCUCCUCGCAAAGGCGCUUGAGGGCAAGAAUGUAAAAGAACUCCUUUCUAACGUCGGCGGUGGGGCUGCGCCAGCUGCUGGUGCGGCACCUGCGGCUGGUGGCGGCGCGGCGGCAGCAGCAGAAGCACCGAAAGAGGAAGAGAAGAAGGAAGAGGAGAAAGAGGAGUCAGACGACGACAUGGGUUUCGGUCUGUUCGAUUAG
Messenger RNA from Fibroporia radiculosa, 375 nucleotides. RefSeq lists its product as uncharacterized. The transcript has 4 exons. NCBI's taxonomy places the organism in Eukaryota, Fungi, Basidiomycota, Agaricomycetes, Polyporales, Fibroporiaceae. Gene Ontology annotation, molecular function: protein kinase activator activity; structural constituent of ribosome; ribonucleoprotein complex binding. Gene Ontology annotation, cellular component: cytosolic large ribosomal subunit; ribosome. Gene Ontology annotation, biological process: cytoplasmic translation; translational elongation. The record is from RefSeq and is a predicted model, not a curated record. The coding region runs from base 1 to 375 and encodes 124 amino acids.